UUCGCUGACUCCUCCCAUCUGACCAUUGACUUUUCAACCAUUUUUAACUCUUUUGCGCGAACACCCCCUCAUUAAACUAAUAUUAACUAAAGUUCUUUCUUCCUUUCUAUUACCUCACUUCCACACACUCAUUCUCUCUUGCACCCCAAAACCUUCACCUCCUAUUCCUCUUCAUCAUCUUCAUUUUCUUCUUCUUCUUCCCUAAAUCUGUAUAAUCACUGAUCAUGGCAGGGGAGAACAGAGAGAUGUAUGAAGGUGGUGGAGGGUUUCAGUUCCAUGAUGAUCUCUCCUUGUUCUUCACCGGACAAAGGAAUGGGGGCAGUGGAUCAGGGAUGCUUGACAUGCUUAAAGAAGACCCUGCUACCAGUUUCAUGGGCUUCAAUGAGUUCUUAGUUGGCACUGGUGAUUACGGUGCAUUGCCGAGGUCUUUGGAGUUGUCGUGUUGCUCGCCGGAAAACUUCUUUGGGUUAGGUGAUGGGGGGAAGGGGAUGGGAGAGGUGGAGGUGGAGACUAAGUGUGUUGGUGGUGUGAAUUCUAAUGGUGUGAUUAGUGGCGGUGGAUUAACUCCAGUGACACCAAACUCUUCGGUAUCUUCAUCGUCUACUGAAGCAGCCGGAGAGGAGGAUUCAGUGAGAAGUAAGAAGAAUGAUCAGCAGCAGAGUGAGAAGGGGUUGGAGAUAGGUGGAGUACUUGAUGAUGGAACUGACAAGUCUAAGAAAGUGACCAAACCAAGAAGAAAGGGAGAGAAGAGACAAAGAGAACCUCGCUUUGCUUUCAUGACUAAAAGCGAGGUUGAUCAUCUGGAAGAUGGAUAUAGAUGGAGGAAAUAUGGCCAGAAAGCAGUCAAGAACAGCCCUUAUCCAAGGAGCUAUUAUCGGUGCACGACACAGAAGUGUUCGGUAAAGAAGAGGGUGGAGAGAUCAUAUCAAGACCCGACGAUCGUUAUAACAACAUAUGAAGGGCAACACACUCAUCAAAGUCCGGCAACACUACGCAGUAGCUCACAUAUUUUAUCUUCUCCGAACAUGAUCCACCCGAGCUUCGCCCAUGAGUUCAUGAUGCGUCAAAUGCACCAACCGAUGGCCUUUCAUCAUGCCAAUGUAAAUGCUGCUGCGAAUGUGAACACUACUAUGUAUCUUCAAAGCCUAACUUCUCCACUCCAACAACUGCAACAGCUCCCUGCAGACUAUGGCCUCCUUCAAGACAUCCUUCCAAACUUCAUGGAAAGCAGUCAAUUACCAUGAUCAUAUAUAUAUAUAUAUAUAUAUGUUAUUUAGGCUAACUAGUAUUUAGGCUCAACGAUCUCUACUCAUCUUGUACAUGCAUGUACUUUGAGUCCUAAUACUAUGAACUUAAAUUGGUAUUUCAGGCAUAUAUAUAUAUAUAUAUAUGCAUGGAGAGAUGAGUUGAUGACUAGCUAUAUAAAUAAAUAUU
Molecule: messenger RNA, 1434 nt
Organism: Dioscorea cayenensis subsp. rotundata (Guinea yam)
Lineage: Eukaryota; Viridiplantae; Streptophyta; Magnoliopsida; Dioscoreales; Dioscoreaceae
Product: WRKY transcription factor 71-like
Exons: 3
Coding region: 225-1244 (339 amino acids)
Biological process (GO): regulation of DNA-templated transcription
Molecular function (GO): sequence-specific DNA binding; DNA-binding transcription factor activity
Source: RefSeq, a predicted model, not a curated record